Messenger RNA from Indicator indicator, 2329 nucleotides. RefSeq names its product LEM domain nuclear envelope protein 2 (gene LEMD2). The record is from RefSeq and is a predicted model, not a curated record. Gene Ontology annotation, molecular function: chromatin DNA binding. Lineage: Eukaryota; Metazoa; Chordata; Aves; Piciformes; Indicatoridae. The transcript is spliced from 11 exons. Bases 1 to 2229 code for a protein of 742 amino acids. Gene Ontology annotation, biological process: negative regulation of BMP signaling pathway; nuclear envelope organization. Gene Ontology annotation, cellular component: nuclear inner membrane.
AUGGCGGAGCUGACAGACGCGGAGCUCCGGAAGGAGCUGUUAGAGCUCGGUUACCAGCCGGGGCCCAUCACCGCCACCACCCGCAAGGUCUACAUCAAGAAGCUGGGAUGCCUGCGGGCCGAGGUAGCGGCGGCGAAGCGCAGAGGCCGCGGCGCGCCGCCGAGCCCGGCCCGCACCCCUGUCAAGCCACAGCAGGCCUCGCCCUCCCGGCAGCGCUCCGGCUUCAACCUCGGCCACGUCGGGGCCACCCGCGACAGUGAGGAGGAAGAUGAGGAUGAGGAGGAAGAGGAGGAAGGGGGGCAGCUGCCCGCGUCCCGCUGGGGGACGUCUGGAGAGGGCGAUGGGCUGUCCUGGGCGGGCUCCCGAGGGUCUCCCCCGGGCCGGAGCGGAGGACUGAGCUCCAGGACUGAGGGAGGCCUGUCUCGAGACAGUUUUGGGGGGCUGAGUACCUCGGCGCAGUGGGGGACGUCGGUAGAAAGAAGUGGAGGGGCCAGGGAUGGGCUGGGGUCAUCUGUGAGCGGGCUUGGCGGGCUGAGCUCCCCUUCCCAGUGGGAUACAUCCAUACAGAGAAGUGGGGGGCUUGGGGGAGGGCUGAACCCCCCAUCCCAAUGGGACACGUCUGCUCAGAGAAGCAGGGGGCUCAGCACUGGGCUGGGGCCGUCCCUGGAUGGGCUUCGGGGCUCCUCAUCACAGUGGGGCGCAGCAGCAGAGAGAAGUGGGGGGCUCAGCAGUGGCUUGAGGCCGUCUCUGGACAGGUUUUGGGGAUCAAACUCCACAUCCCAGUGGAGCCAGUCUGCAGACAGAAGUGGGGGGCUCAGCGGUGUGGCUGGGUCAGGGACAUCCCUGGAUGGGGCUGGGAGGCUGAGCUCCAUGUCCGCCUGGGGCACCUCUGCAGGCAGGAGCGGAGGGCUCAGCUCCAAGCCCCUUACCAGUGAAGAGAGUGGGGGCCUGAAGGCCAGGAGCUACUGGGGCUCGUCAGGAGGUGGAAGUGGGGGGCAGAGCUCCCGAGCACAGUGGGAGACAGCGGGGGAGAGGAAGAGGCUCUUCUCCAACAGCUGGUGGAGGCGGGAGGGGGAGGUGACCCCCAGCACCCACUGGGGCACCUCGGCGGCACCCGCGGGGUUAAGUCACCGCUUUGGGAGGGGGAAGGAGGAUUUGGCUGCCGAUGUUCGGAAGGAGGCAGACAAGGACCUGAACCCCAGCAGCUGGGGAGCGGGAUUGAUCCGGCGGCUCCCCUGGAGGACUAGGAGAGACCCGGGGCAGGGGGUGACCGCCCGCCCUCACUUGUUGCGGACAGCUCCCAAGCAGCAGGCAGGAGGCGAGGCCAAAGGCUUUGAGUACUACCUCUCCCAGUUCCUCUUCCUUGCCAGCUUUGUGCUGCUGAUGAUUUUUCUGGGCAUCCUCGUGGUGAAGAUGAUUGGCUCAGGCUGGCUCGACAGGAGAGAGGAGAGCUUUAAUCUCUUGCCUGUGGACUGUAAUGAGAAGACAGACAAGUUCUGCCAAAGCAAGCAGAAGGACAGGGUCAUGAACAUGCUGCAUGAGCUCUACAACUACCUGUCUGUGCAGGCUGGUAAUUUUGAAUGUGGCAACCCUGAGAAUCUCAAAAGCAAAUGCAUUUGGGUUAAUGAAGCCAAGGAGCACAUGAUGAACAUCACUGGGAGCUCCCCACAGAGGUUUGAGGAUGCCCUGCACUGGAUCCUGAACAGUAACAAGGAUUUGGGAAUACGGUUGAAAAGCAGAGACCUUUUGGAAGAGGUGAGCAGAGUGGAGGAAGUGUUCUGCUUGGAGUCAGCUCACCCUCAGAUGGGGCUGGGCUGCCGCUUCCGCCGGGCCGUGGUCACUGCCAUCACCAACCUGUUCCUCUUCUUCUGGUGCCUGAUCACCCUCUGGGGCAUCCUCCUCUUCCUGCGGUACCGCUGGCGGAAGAUGGAGGAAGAGGAGCAGGCCAUGUAUGAGAUGGUGAAGCAGAUCAUAGCUGUCGUCCAGGACCACUACAAGGAGUGGGAGCGGAACCUGGAGCGUUACCCUUACGUUGGCAUCUUCCAUGUCCGGGACAGCCUCAUCCCUCCCCAGAGCAGGAAGAAGAUGAAGCGAGUGUGGGAGCGAGCUGUGGACUUCCUGGCUUCCAAUGAGUCCAGGAUCCAGACAGAGUCCCACAGGGUGGCAGGAGAAGACAUGCUGGUGUGGAGAUGGACUCAGCCUUCUUACCUCUCGGAUUCAGAGCAUUGAAGAGGAGCAGAAGUUGAGCAACCACUGCUGAGGACCUCUGCGAGGGGACAGCUCCUCUCUGGUGGUGGGAAGGAGCAGGGCACAGUCCCCACCUCCUAGG